This is a messenger RNA of Prorocentrum cordatum, 1116 nucleotides long. NCBI's taxonomy places the organism in Eukaryota, Dinophyceae, Prorocentrales, Prorocentraceae. The record is from the annotation of a GenBank genome assembly.
GCGCCGAAAGCCCACUCCGACAGGCGCGAGGGUGGCGCCGCCGUGGCGAAGGCGACCAGCUCGCCCGCGAAGCGGCCCAGCUUGCCCCCUUUGCCGAUCAAGAGUGCGAUUCUAGAGCCCGCCCUGGCCGGGUCCCUCGAGGACGAGGUGCUUCGGCGGCAGAAGGCAGAGGCAGAGGCCGCGGCGCUACAGGGCCAACUGGGCCAGGCUCGCGAGGGCAGCCGGGAGCUCGGGCAGCAGUUGGAGGCCGCGGCAGCUGAGGUCGGGCCUGGCGACGCCCACUCGGUGUGCGCGUUUCUGUCGAUGAUCUCGGAGCUGGAGGCCCAGCUGAGCCAUGAGCGGUGGAAAAGGCAUGCCCUCGAGGCGCGCCUGCUGGAGGCCACGCUGCAUCGGACCAGUGUUCCUACCCCGCGGAUGAGCCCGCGCGUCGAUCUCUCGGAGCUGAUCGGCAAGGACCGCGAGAUCUGCACCCUUCAGGAGCAGCUGGCCCAGGAGAUAUCCAGGAGCGCUGCGCUCCAGUCGCGCCUGGCGGUCUGUGGGCCUUCGCCGAGGCGGGCCUCGUUCGACCUGGCUUCGCCCAGGCAGGGCACAGCAACGACGCCGCGCUGGCAGACACCAACCCCUUCGCCGAGGCGGGCCUCGUUCGACCUGGCUUCGCCCAGGCAGGGCACAGCAACGACGCCGCGCUGGCAGACACCAACCCGAGUGCAGUCGCCGCACCAUCGCCCACGCUCGCCUCGACGCCCUCUGAGAUCACCUCGUCGGCGCCCAGCUCCCCGGCGCCCUGCCUCCGGGAGCAGCCGGUGCCGCCGUGCCGAGGGGGGCCGCGGCGAAUGCCGUGCGGCGCUGCGCCCCCCCUGUUCGCAAGGGCGGGCUCGACGAAGGGACCCGGACACCCUGGCACGCGCCCAGUAUGGUUGGACGAGUUAUCCAAGGAAGGCAUGGUUACGCUCGUUCCCGCAAGAUGCUUCAGCCCGAGGGGCGCCGUGCAUGCAGAGGCGCUGGGCCCGGGCCUUGCCAGGCGCCUCGGCGCUAGUUAGUGUAGGCGCUAUGAUCGUUCGAAUCGUGCGGGGAAAGCUGGUCCAUCGCUUGGCCACAUGCUGCUCAUUUUUUUAA